Messenger RNA from Sclerotinia sclerotiorum 1980 UF-70, 204 nucleotides. RefSeq lists its product with no specific name. The coding region runs from base 1 to 204 and encodes 67 amino acids. The record is from RefSeq and is a predicted model, not a curated record. The transcript has 2 exons. Lineage: Eukaryota; Fungi; Ascomycota; Leotiomycetes; Helotiales; Sclerotiniaceae.
AUGUCUUUCUUUUCUCCUGAUCCUCAAACUUCAGAGCUUGAGCACAUCCUCGCUCACACCCAUGGCGCAUAUGAAUCUAGAAUUGCCCGACGCCAUAACUUCGAGCUCGAAUUACUCUUCGGGAGAUUCGAAAUUCUCAGAGGAGAGGACUCCGGCAGUGCGUUCAAUGACUACUCUGUACUCUUUGUUCUUAUGAGUGCAUGA